Sinocyclocheilus rhinocerous is the source of this 778-nucleotide messenger RNA. RefSeq names its product CD81 protein-like. Bases 136 to 759 code for a protein of 207 amino acids. The record is from RefSeq and is a predicted model, not a curated record. Lineage: Eukaryota; Metazoa; Chordata; Actinopteri; Cypriniformes; Cyprinidae. The transcript has 6 exons. Gene Ontology annotation, cellular component: plasma membrane.
UUCAAGUCGACUGAAUCCAAGCAGCAGCAACACAGACGGAGAUUGGAGUUCAGUCUGCGCGAGCGCUGCAUAACGGCUGCUUCAUCGAGACACUUCUUUAACCGGGUUUAAAAACAUCCUCCAGAAACCGACACCAUGAGCGUGGAAGGCUGCACGAAAUGCAUCAAAUACUUGCUCUUCUUCUUCAAUUUCAUCUUCUGGCUGGCUGGUUGUGUAAUCUUGGGGGUUUCACUCUGGCUUCGUCAUGACAAUAAAACAAGCAGUCUUCUGGACCUGAAGUAUGAGGGCACAGAAGCACCCAGCACCUUCUACAUCAGUGUCUACAUCUUGAUUGCUGUUGGUGCUGUGAUGAUGUUUGUUGGAUUCCUUGGUUGCUAUGGAGCCAUACAGGAAUCCCAGUGUCUUCUCGGAACAUUCUUUGCCUGCCUGGUCAUUCUGUUUGCCUGUGAGGUUGCUGCUGGAAUCUGGGGAUUCAUGCACAAAGACAAGAUCUCCAAAGAGCUGAUCACUUUCUAUGACUCUGUGUAUGACAAAGGCGUGUCAAUUGCAAACAGUGAGCAACAGCAGGCUGCCGCUACUGUCUUGAAGGUCUUUCAUGAGACUCUUCACUGCUGUGGCAAAGGAGGCAUUUUGUCAGUUACUGAAAUGUGGAUCUCAGACAUCUGUCCUAAAGAUAUGACAAUUCCUGAAGUAAUAGGUCUCCCCUCAGUAAACCCUCAUAUUGAAGAAUUCUCAUCCAAAUCAUCCCACAUAGCAUGACAAUAACCUGUUUCUCCAU